This is a messenger RNA of Salarias fasciatus (jewelled blenny), 2779 nucleotides long. It is a transcript of the gene kctd7, whose product is annotated as potassium channel tetramerization domain containing 7. Gene Ontology annotation, cellular component: plasma membrane. Gene Ontology annotation, biological process: membrane hyperpolarization; positive regulation of transporter activity; protein homooligomerization. The record is from RefSeq and is a predicted model, not a curated record. The transcript is spliced from 4 exons. Bases 85 to 1122 code for a protein of 345 amino acids. Gene Ontology annotation, molecular function: protein binding. Lineage: Eukaryota; Metazoa; Chordata; Actinopteri; Blenniiformes; Blenniidae.
UUCUGUUGUUUGUUGUUGUUGUCACCGUUGUCACUGACAGUCGCGCGGCGCGGCUCGUGCUAAUCACCCCGCUGCCCCGCGCGCAUGCAGCAGAAUGGCUCGAGCGGCUCCGGCGGCUCGGACGGCUGCGGCAGGGAGCGCCAGUCCUCCCCGUCCUUCAGCCCGCUGCCCGCCGCCGCUACUACGCGGGUGAGACGGUUCAUUCAGGAGCGACGGUCGCUGCCGCUGCCCAGAGUGAUGGUGGUGUUCUCGGCCGCGGGGGACACGGACAAACCGGGCGAUGCCAUGUCUCACUCGGACCCUGCGGAGGACGAGUUCCGAAAGCCGGCCUCCCCGACGCCGAGCCUCGCUCUGAGCAAGCCGCUCCGCUCCACGCUGAGCGCCCCGGAGCAGGAGUUUCCUGAGGUGAUUUCUCUGAACGUUGGAGGCACGUACUUCACCACGCGCCUGUCCACCCUGCGGCGGUACGAGGACACCAUGCUGGCCGCCAUGUUCAGCGGGCGUCACUACAUCCCGCGCGAUGCCGAGGGACGCUACUUCAUCGAUCGGGACGGGGCGUACUUUGGGGACAUCCUGAACUUCCUGCGGGAGGGCGAGCUUCCUCACCGGGACCGGGUGCGGGCGGUGCACCGGGAGGCGCAGUACUACGCCAUCGGCCCGCUGCUGGACAGCCUGGAGGACACCCAGCCGCUCACCGGGGAGAAGGUCCGCCAGGCGUUCCUCGACCUGCUGCCCUACUACCGAGACAAUCUGGAGCGCAUCAUGGAGAUCGCCAAGCUGCGGGCCAUGCAGAAGAAGGCGCGCUUCGCCAAGCUGAAGAUCUGCGUGUACAAGGAGGAGAUGCCCAUCACGCCGUACGAGCGGCCGCUCUUCAACUCGCUGCGCUUCGAGCGCUCGGACGGCGAGGCCAAGCUGUUCGAGCACCACUGCGAGGUGGACGUGUCCUUCGGGCCGUGGGAGGCGGUGGCGGACGUCUACGACCUGCUGCACUGCAUCGUCAGCGACCUGGCGGAGCGCGGCAUCGCGGCGGAGCAGCAGUGCAUCGGCGUCUGCGACAAGCACCUCAUCAACCACUACUACUGCAAGAGGCCCAUCUACGAGUUCAAGAUCACGUGGUGGUGAGGCUCCGCCUCCCGCCACUCACGCCAUACCGGCUCCUGUAUCGACGCUGCCGAUGUUCCGUGCCGGCGUCUUCAGUGUGACCCUUUAAGUCGCGUUCUGAGUGUCGAUCCUCCUGAAAUAAGUAGAUUUGCUUUCCUUUCUGUCAAACGCCCCGAAGGAAAGAAAUCAGCCCGACUCUCCAGUGAAACCCAGGUGACGGAAAACUCUCCUGCGAAGAGUCGAAACCUGUGAGGUUUGACCUCUGACCUCAGCGCGGUUCCGUCCAGGUGUGCCUCAGUACCUCACCGCUCCGCUCGCAGCUCCGCCUCUCUCCGGUCUCCAGCCUCCGCCGGCCUGCAGGUCCGUUUACCGCUCAGCGGAGAAGCUUUCAGUCCCAUCGGCUGCAAACCUGUCUGCUCAUGGCGGCGCUCGGAGCCCACUGCGCUGCCUAAUUAUGCACAAAAGACGAGCAGAUAGCAGAAAACUAUGCUUCAAGUCACAGCUAUGCACAGCCAGGAUGAGCGACGGGCUGCUCGCCUCCGUUUGAAAACACGAGCGGCGCGUUUGACUGACAGAUUGGUUUCACUUGGAAUCGGCGCGCCUGUCCGUCGACCUCUGAACGGGGACACCAGGAGGCACGAGCGUCUGCAGGACAGACUUCCUGCUUCGCGCAGGAAUGGAAACGUGCUCCAGGCCACAGCGGCGUUCCCGUAGGGCGAGUUGACGGCAGCUUCUGGAGGAGCCGCUUCCUCCUGAUUCACAGGUCGUGAAGCGUCUUCCUGUGGAUCAGAAGCUGCAGCGCGACCGUGUCGCUAACCCAGCAGGCCAAACCGUCCCGUCCGUGUCCGUCACGUUGCCUAUCCAGUUUCCUAUUUAUUACCUUGACUCAUUGUUUGCUCGCCUCCUCCAGAGGUGAAGCAGAUGUCAGUAAAUCCUGAAUAUUCUCUCGCCAGUCCGCUGUAUGUUUUAGGGCUUCGCUGCGUGUGAGAGAGCAGCCUCCCGAGGAGCCUGUUUUUACAGGAUACAGGGACGCACACGGUUCACUAAUGGUGUCAAACACGAGGCCCGCGGGCCAAAAUCGACCGUCCAAGAGGCUCCAGUCAGCCCCACCUAAGCCUGUUUCCUCUCCCACACCGACGCUUUGAUCCGUCUCCGUUUAGCUUUUCCACCGGGUGGAAGCAAGGCGAGUCCACGGCGCCGCCGAGAUCAGCCGCUCGCUGAGAAACAUCUGCAGGGCUGCGUCCGUCAGAGGGAGUGUUGACGCUCCGCGGCGUCGGUUGUUAUUUUUCCACGUCUCCUGCUGUACUUGAUGAAGUGUGAGCGCCUCGUGAUUGUAACAGAGAUAUUUUAUCGUAUCGGUUCCUGGUGUGAAGCUCCCCGACGAGCACCUCCGACCGCAGAAGGAAACAUUUUAUCCUCACCGAGAAAGCCAACGUGUUGAUUUUGUUCGUUUACUUUUCUUUGUCUUUGUUUCCCUGAAAACGGCAGCAGAGAUCCUCUGGAGCACUACUUAUCUUAAAUAUUUCCGAUGUUCUGUUUGCAAUGUUUAUAAUGUUUUUAUAAGGUUAUUUAUCUGUUUCUGUUAGCUUCUAGGAAGCUCCGGAUAUGAACUCGUCCUCUGGUUGUUUGUAGUGAAAAGCAAAGUGUCAUUUUUAUUAACUAUGGUAAAUUAAAAUUG